AUGCCCUCCCUCCUCGACCUCCCGCGGGAUGUCCGGGAUGAUGUCUUGUCAUAUGCUCUGCGGAUGAAGCUAGAUCCGCCGGCCUCUCCAGUAGAAUUUAGUCAAGCCAGUCGUGAAUUCCUGUCAGACAUAUACCUCGACAAUGGAUGGAGAUGCCGUUUCCGCUUCGAACAUCAGGCAAAAUUCAGGACGUUUGUCGCCUUGCAGCUUGUCAAUUGGCAGCUUUACGACGAGGUCAGGGAGGUUAUGCGUCGCCAAUUUACACACCCGCCGGACUACGAUUUAGACAUCAUGUAUCUGACGGACGGCAGCAUGUGGACAACUUGGACCCGACUUCCGUUUGUUGCUCAUCAUGUGAAUACGCUACGCAUCACCUUUCGACUAUUCAGAUGCCCAGGUUGGCUGGGUGCCACCCUCAGGAACAGUCAUACUACCCUCUUUGGAGAUUUCCAAAACCGUCCGCCUUCCUUUUUGUGUAUAUUCUAUCUGCUGCUCCACACCUUUCUGACAAGGGGACCCUUUCCCGCCUCUUUUCGUCGGUACCACGGGGUACUUUUUCCCGGAAUGUUAAUUGACAAAAUCGUCAUCAGUAUCAAGCGACCUACCGAGUCUGGUAUUUUGCCACUGGAGCAUCUGCUCUCUUUGGAGGAAUCUCGAAUGUUUACACGGUUGAGUACGUAUCCUCCGCACGUCUUCUUCGGCCCCAGCGUCCAUAGUGGCAACGAAGGCGUAGUUGCCCACACACUGCUUGUCUUGUACAUGGUGUUCGGGCUCAGGAUACUGACGGGCCUCGAUUACCGCUACGAAGAGCUGGGGAGGCCAUUCUACGAAAGAGUCGGCGUUUUUGAAAUUCGAAGCAGGGGGCGAACAUUGAAAUAUUUCAAUCUGGCUGAAUUUGCAACUCGGAUCGCCACAAGUGAACCGCUGGAGGAUUCAGAUCUCAGAGACUACGCCAGGUGGGUUGCCAGCACGGCUAACAUGCGCCGACAGGUCGGACUGCCUGUUGCUCCUUUGCCCUCGCGCUUGCGUCAGCUUUUGAUGGGAGAGAGCGUAAACCCCGACUAUUUUUGGCAGGUGUGA
Molecule: messenger RNA, 1080 nt
Organism: Metarhizium album ARSEF 1941
Lineage: Eukaryota; Fungi; Ascomycota; Sordariomycetes; Hypocreales; Clavicipitaceae
Exons: 1
Coding region: 1-1080 (359 amino acids)
Source: RefSeq, a predicted model, not a curated record